This is a messenger RNA of Saimiri boliviensis boliviensis (Bolivian squirrel monkey), 2139 nucleotides long. NCBI's taxonomy places the organism in Eukaryota, Metazoa, Chordata, Mammalia, Primates, Cebidae. The record is from RefSeq and is a predicted model, not a curated record.
CUACCCGAGCGCUCAGGCGCCUUUGUGAGCGCGGCCGGCAGCCAGGAUCGAGUCCUGGCCCGGGCCUUGGCCCAGCCCCGGCCCCCAAGGACCGCGCCGAAGGAGGUGCCCACUGGAGGGAGGAGGCGCUCUCCAUUCUCAGGUUACUGUCCCUCUCCCAGAGAGGAACCUAAAGGAGAAGGACAGAAGAACUGUCAAAUUCUUGAGUCCUUAAAGCCAUGUCCAAGGAUUUGGUGACAUUUGGGGAUGUGGCUGUAAAUUUCUCUCAAGAGGAAUGGGAAUGGCUAAACCCUGCUCAGAGGAAUUUGUAUAGGAAAGUGAUGUUGGAGAACUAUAGGACCUUGGUAUCAUUAGGAGUUUCUGUUUCUAAGCCAGAUGUGAUCUCAUUAUUGGAGCAAGGAAAAGAGCCCUGGAUGGUGAAGAAGGAGGCAACAAGAGGUGUAUGCCCUGAUUGGGAGUAUGUAUUUAAAAACAGUGAAUUUUCAUCAAAGCAAGAGGCAUAUGAAGAGUCAUCCAAAGCUGUAACAGUGAAAACAAGACAUCUUAGUUAUGCCUUUGACUACCCUAGUUUGAGAGAAGACUGUCAAAGUGAGGACUGGUUUAAGAACCAGUUGGGAAGUCAAGAGGUACAUCUUAGUCAAUUAAUCAUCACUCAUAAAGAAAUCCUUCCAAAAGUUCAAAGUAAAGAAUAUGACAAAUCUUGGCAAACACUGCAUCAGGAUACAGUCUUUGAUAUACAACAGAGUUUUCCCACCAAAGAAAAAGAACAUAAGCAUGAAGCACAAAAGAAAGUUUACCGAAAAAAAUCUGUUGAAAUGAAACAAAGGAAAGUCUAUAUGGAAAAGAAACUUUUGAAAUGUAAUGACUGUGAGAAAGUCUUCAACCAGAGCUCAUCCCUUACUCUUCACCAGAGAAUUCAUACUGGAGAGAAACCCUAUGCAUGUGUUGAAUGUGGGAAAACGUUCAGCCAGAGUGCAAACUUGGCUCAACAUAAAAGAAUACAUACUGGGGAGAAACCCUAUGAAUGUAAAGAAUGUAGGAAAGCCUUCAGCCAGAAUGCACACCUUGCCCAACAUCAGAGAGUUCAUACUGGAGAGAAACCUUACCAGUGUAAAGAAUGUAAAAAAGCCUUCAGCCAGAUUGCACACCUGACUCAACAUCAGAGAGUUCAUACUGGAGAGAGACCUUUCGAAUGUAUUGAAUGUGGAAAGGCCUUUAGUAAUGGUUCAUUUCUUGCUCAGCAUCAGAGAAUUCAUACAGGAGAGAAACCUUAUGUGUGUAAUGUAUGUGGGAAAGCUUUUAGCCAUCGUGGAUAUCUAAUUGUACAUCAGAGAAUUCAUACUGGAGAGAGACCCUAUGAAUGUAAGGAAUGUAGGAAAGCCUUCAGCCAGUAUGCACACCUUGCUCAACAUCAGAGAGUUCAUACCGGAGAAAAACCUUAUGAAUGUAAAGUAUGUAGGAAAGCCUUCAGCCAAAUUGCAUACCUUGAUCAACAUCAGAGGGUUCAUACUGGAGAGAAACCCUAUGAAUGUAUUGAAUGUGGGAAGGCCUUUAGCAAUAGUUCAUCACUUGCACAACAUCAAAGAAGUCAUACUGGAGAAAAACCCUAUAUGUGUAAGGAAUGUAGGAAAACAUUUAGCCAGAAUGCAGGCCUUGCUCAACAUCAGAGGAUUCAUACUGGAGAGAAACCUUAUGAAUGUAAUGUUUGUGGGAAAGCCUUUAGCUACAGUGGAUCUCUUACUCUACAUCAGAGAAUUCAUACCGGAGAGAGACCCUAUGAAUGUAAAGAUUGCAGGAAAUCUUUCAGGCAGCGUGCACAUCUUGCUCAUCAUGAGAGAAUUCAUACUAUGGAGUCAUUCUUGACUCUUUCCUCCCCCUCUCCCUCCACAUCUAAUCAGUUGCCAAGACCUGUAGGUUUCAUCUCCUGAAUUUGUCUGGAAUCUAACCUCUUUAAUUCAUUUCCAUUUCAUCAUCCUUGUCCAAGGCACAUUAAUAUAUUUGACAUGGGAUAUUCAAGUAGCUUUUUAGUUGGUCUCCUUGUAUUCACCAUUCUCUGUCAGCUGUCCACAAUGCAGCCAAAUUUGUAUUUCAAAAUAUAUAUGUUUAAUUUCAUUUCUCCCUCAUUAAAAUUCCUCAGUG